Bradysia coprophila is the source of this 551-nucleotide messenger RNA. Its product is annotated as chromobox protein homolog 3-like. Lineage: Eukaryota; Metazoa; Arthropoda; Insecta; Diptera; Sciaridae. The record is from RefSeq and is a predicted model, not a curated record.
GCCUAUGCAUAGGCAAUAAAAAAGCUUUCCGUCAUACCGAGCAUAGUUUUCAAUUUGGUUUAAAUGGGAAAAGGAGAGAAAAAAGGAAAACGCAAGCCGAUACUACUCGGUGACCCGAAUGUCUUCUCAGUGGACCGUAUUUUACGGCAAAGGAAAGUCGGAACAAAGUUUGAAUACUUCGUCAAAUGGUCUGGUUAUCCAGACUCUGAAAAUUCGUGGGUUAGCCAGUUCGACAUAACACCCGAUUUGAUCGAAGAAUUCAAACGAAAGGAAGGUGGAGAUCCGGUGAAUACUUCACAUAUCGACCAUAAUCGCCAAAAUGACUCCUACUUCGAAGAAGGAAUUCAUAACAUGGGUUUCAACAUGCAGAUGCAGUCUCCUUCCGAAGAUUUUCAGUUAUUUUUCUCGUCCACUGGUCAUGCACCUAGGAAAAAAUGAUUUCUUUCAAAAUGCACUCGAAGUGGCAGCUUCAAAGUUCGAAUGUGUGUUUGUUGAAGUACUAGAUUUUUGAUCAAAACUACGUCUUGUUUCAAAUAAACAUCGAAAUUAAG